Durusdinium trenchii is the source of this 512-nucleotide messenger RNA. Lineage: Eukaryota; Dinophyceae; Suessiales; Symbiodiniaceae. The record is from the annotation of a GenBank genome assembly.
AGACCUCUUUUGGCUCGUUAGCACCACGGUAUUGCCCGUCGGCCGACGUUGUCAUGACGCAGCUCUUCAAGGAAGAGGUUCUGCAGACCAUCCAUGUGAUGGAGGGCGAAGUGGUGAAGACGCUCACCAUCACUAUGAAGAACGGAUCCGUUGAUGUGUUGGAAGGCAGCAACUCUGCCCUCCCACGCAGCAGCUCAGAACCGGACGUGCGCAGGUGGGUCUUACCAGGUGAUGGACCCUCCCAAGCGGACUUGCGCGAGUUGCACAACACACGUCGAUGUGUGCCAUGCCUCUUCUUCACCACGAAGGCCGAUGGCUGCCGAAUGGGCGAGGCUUGUGCUUGGUGCCACUUUUGCACCAGAUCCGAGAUGAAGAGAGAGCAGAAUCGACUUCGGUUCCUGCGGCGGCGCGCCGAGAAGCUGAUGCGUCGAACGGCCGAAGGCACCGCCUAAGCGGCCGCUCUUAGCGGCCGAGAACUGCCGUGCAGAGACUCCGAAAAAAGAGCUUGUGGU